AUGAAUCUGGUAAUAUCGAUCGCCUAUCGUUGCCGUUUGACACGGAAUCUUCUAUUCAGUUUCUGUGGCCUAAGUCCGGUCAAGCGUGUGUGAUCGGUGGGGCAUAUUUACACUAAAAUGAUGAAGAGGCAUCCGAUUAAAAGCUUCAUGCAAAUCUCAACGUUUAUCAUGUUUAAGUAUUUGGUUUAUGUAUGCUGUCAAAACAGGGAACGCCAGUAUAAUGAAGCAUUAUUCAAGCUGGCUGAUUCGAGCAACAGUUUCUCGUCUGAGGACAUCCUUUAUGUACGUAACACAUCAGAAUCUCUCCUUUGUGUCACCCAUUGCCUUCAACACGCCCGAUGUGUCGGGGUGAGGUUUGCCCCUAGCACCGGUCAGUGUUACAUGUACGCGGCCUACCAGACACAGACAACCACGGGGACCGGAACGACUGGGGACAAAUACUACAUUAUGGAAGGAGGAUGCGGUUCACUCAAUCCCUCUCAGUCCUUUGUCUAUUGGAGAGAAGGUGGGCUUGCUGCAAAAGCCGUGUGCAACGGUACACAAGCUUUCCUGGGUAUCAAUACCACUGUUUGGUGCAUUCCAACAUCCCCUACAUGGACACCAGCGCCUGGAAAGUGUGUUAGCAGAACUCCUCUUAGCGUCCGUGGAAAAUAUAUACAUGCUUUGGAUUCUGGAUUGUCUUUUGUUGGAACGCCAACAGGAAACAUGUUUAGCAUUUUCUUCGUCACUGCAAAUGGAGACUAUGCACUGAAGAUUAAGGUAUUAAUCGACCAGCUGACUGUGGCGAGGAAGUUUCGUGUUGCUUCAACCUGGCAGGAGAGUGAGUCUGACUUGUUGUCCCCUUUCCCGUUUGAAAUGGCAAAGAAGUUUACGAUGGAUAUAGUUUCAACUGAAACAGAAUUCCAGUGCAAGGUAAAUGGUGCAAUGUUGUUUACCUUUCAACAUCGUCUCCAGAGAGACAGCGUGGACAUAAUUAGAAUAUUUGCGGGAGUCAACUUAGAAAAAGUUUUGUUGAUUUGAACCUUCGAUAAUUAUUAGGCGUUAUUCUAUGUGCAGGAGCAGAGACUUAAGAAAGAUAAAAAAAACUCGUUUGUUAUGAGAGUGUUCUCGUCUUGGAUCUACCUAUUUGUAUGGUUUAUGUCAUAAUAUCUGCCAUCACACAUGGAUGCAGCCGGUUGUUUGUUUAGCUCAUCAGCGUCAUAAGCGUGUUUGCUUUAAAGUCUCCUCCAGAAUCGCUUGAUGGAAUGAAUUGAUAAUCACUCAAUGGAGCUGAUACAAAAGCCCUUUUGUUUUUAGAAUUGUUCCAUUCUCGGGUCCAUUAAUUUGCAUUUUUAAUGUCACAACAUUUGCGAACACACAUUUAUGUUGUUUUUAAUAGAAUAUUGACAUAGGACGUUUACCUGAAUUCUACUUUAGAACCGCGUGAUGGAUUGAGUUCAUAAUCAAUAAGUAUAUGGCGGGCCACAAGAGGAUACGACUUUGAGCAGGGCAUUAGGACAUACCAUUUUUCCUCUAAAAGACGGGCGUCUUUUAAUUUCGCCGGUGUCUAUUCUGUGUAAUGUUGGAACAGUGACAACUUACUAGCUUACCACAUUCCAUAUUCUACAGUCAUACAAAGGGUGCACUUGGAGGAAACGGUCAUUAUUAAUCACAAACAAAUCACAGUAUUAGAGAUCCGGCGUCUAAUAGAGGCCCAGCUUUUAAUUUUUCGACAGGGCGUAUGACCCGGCGUCAAUUAGAGGGCGGCAUGAAUUGGAAGUCCGGCGUGUACUACAAGAAAUUAGGUAUUUAUUUUGAAAAAUAACGAGACCCUAAAUGCCAAACACAUGUUUAGAUUACUUCUUAGCGAUCCCGAAAACUAAGUUCUUGCAAGAAACAAAAACAAGGUGUCUCAUAAUCGACAAUAUUGUUAGAUCACCAGCAACAAGGUUAAGGUCACCAUACUAGGGACCAAGGGGACUUACGGUACCUCUGCUACCUGCAUGGUUCCCCAUUGCCAGCAGGAUGGACAAGUAUGAUAGCCCCAAAACAUUUAUAUGUAGGUGUUCAUGAAUGUACAGAAAAGAGAAAAUGUAAUUUUACUUGUUUGUUCAUUUGUUGUUUUACACCAGUCAGCAAAAGUCAAGCUGUAUAACGACGACCAGUAAAUCAUCAAAUCUGGACCAGACAAACCAGUGGAUGAAAUAAUGAGCAUCGUUCCACAACCUCUAAGUACAGUCUUAACCCGGGCGUGCCCCAUGGGAUUCAUGCGUCCUAAACCUGUUAGAGUAAAGUAAUGCGGAACAAUCAUCUAUAAACUUUAAACGUCAACAGUUUAAAGUCCCCAUUGUUUUCAAUAGAAACUAAAUGUUUUCCAGCUGGUUGUUUUGUGCCCCGAAACAUAAGCAAAUGCAGUAAACCUGAAGUGAAUAAAGUGGAAUACUAUAGUUGUAUUUUGUUGACUGUUUGCAUUUUACAAGUGUUACAGAGAAUUAAAUAAAACACAUCAAAACAUCACCGGUCGUAUGAGCAUCGAUCCUUGCAAUUGAGACACGAUGACAUGCAAUCAACGAAGUCAUAGAUCCUUUUAGUCGCCCUUUACAACAAGCAGUGGCUGCUGGAGACCUAUAUUCUCAAUCAAAAUGCCCACGGGUAGCGAGGAUGGUUGCGGCAGUUUGUUUCAAGAGUAUCUUCCACAUGGUACACUAAGCUGUCAGCAGAUUGUAAAAAAAGGAAUCAAUAUAUUUCACGAGAAUCUGUAUAAUAUUUUAACAUCUGAAAAUGACAUGUACGAGCUCGUAUAUUCUCUGUGGCGGAUUAUUCCGCACUGGAACAAAGGCUGACUUUAUUGAAGAUGUAAUAGUUGAACAAACAGAAAAGCAUUGCCAGCCGCGUUACGACUUUAUACUAGAUUCUUU
Molecule: messenger RNA, 2897 nt
Organism: Haliotis rufescens (red abalone)
Lineage: Eukaryota; Metazoa; Mollusca; Gastropoda; Lepetellida; Haliotidae
Exons: 5
Coding region: 118-1020 (300 amino acids)
Molecular function (GO): carbohydrate binding
Source: RefSeq, a predicted model, not a curated record